UUCAGAACAUCUUUUCGCCAAUCGAAAUCAAAGUACAAAUCAAACCCUAAUUCUAUAUUUCUAUUCCCCAAACAGAUCUCUCCAAUUUCUCUUCACGAUCGAUCUAAGAUCUAUAUGCCCCUUUCUUCAACAUCUUCAAUUUCAUCAUCCUUUUCUUCCUCUAACCUCUCUCCUUGUCUGCGUACGUUUUCGGCAAUCGGUUCUUUGUCGCAGUUCGUACCCUAAAUUCAAAGAUCUAUUCAUAUCUAUUGUGAUUCAGGAAUUUUCUAUUUCUGAAGACUAAAAGCAAGGUUGCAAAGCCUAGUUUAUAAUGGCAUCAUUGGAUAUGUCUCUUGAUGAUAUGAUUAAAAGCAGGCGCAAUACUGAGAGAGGUAGAGGGCGAGGUGGGGCCCGCCGGGGGCGUGGACAAGGAAGACCCACAGCCACAGGGCCACCUCGCAAAGGCCCCCUCAGGGUGAACUCUGCUCCGCCAUCAGCUCACACCAUUGCCAAGUCUUUUCGCAGACCCAAGCCUUUGCCAUGGCAGCGUGACUUGUUGGAAGACAGCCUCAAAGCAGCAGGUCUACCUGGAUUGGAUAAUGCUGCAAAAUUAUAUGUCUCCAAUUUAGACAUUGGAGUCACCAAUGAAGAUAUAAGGGAACUGUUUUCUGAGAUUGGAGAGCUGAAUAGAUAUGCUAUUCAUUAUGACAAAAGUGGUCGUCCAAAUGGAACAGCUGAAGUGAUAUUUGCAAGAAGAAAUGAUGCAUUUCAAGCGUUUAAACGUUACAACAAUGUACAGCUGGAUGGGAAGCCAAUGAAGAUUGAGAUUGUUGGGUCAAAGUCGGAUGCUCCUCUUUCGCCACGUGUCAAUCUGGUUGGAGGAGUGAAUGGACAGCGGACAGUUGUCAUGAUGCCUGGAGUGGCUCGUGGAAGAGGAGGCGGUGCAUUUAAUCGUACAUCUGGUCGGAGAACCCGUGGUGGCAUAAAGAGUAGCCGUGGUGGUGGUGUUGUAAACAAGCGUGGCGGUGGCGGUGGUCGUGGUAGGGGCGGUGGUGGUCGUGCGCGGGGGAGAGGGAGGAAGGCGGCGGGGGGUGACAAGUCGGUUGAUGAACUUGAUAAGGAACUGGAGAAGUAUCAUGCCAUGCAGACCUAAUAAUAAGGCUUUCGGAAACACAAGUACUGAAAAAUACAAGUAGAUUUAAUAUUUGAUUAGUUGUGUACAAAAAGCGUAAUUGGUUUUUGAAAGAGUGGAGAUUGUGUUUUAUGCUUUUGUAAGUUGUGGGUGUUUUGUUGCUUCAUGUGACACCUUAAAAUGUGGGUAUUAUUAUUAUUAUUAGGUCUUAGAAUAUGUUGUUUUACCUUUA
Molecule: messenger RNA, 1343 nt
Organism: Lactuca sativa (garden lettuce)
Lineage: Eukaryota; Viridiplantae; Streptophyta; Magnoliopsida; Asterales; Asteraceae
Product: THO complex subunit 4D
Biological process (GO): mRNA export from nucleus
Cellular component (GO): nucleus
Molecular function (GO): mRNA binding
Source: RefSeq, a predicted model, not a curated record